UUCAGUCGCGUGUUUUGGACAAAACCAUAUUGCUGCUGGAGGACCAAAUUACUGGAACCGUUCAUUGCCUGUGUCCAUAGACGGCGCUAAUUGAAGCUGUCAAUAUUUAAACAUACCUGGAAAUACCACGGACCCCAAAAGCGAAUGGACCGACCUUGUAGGUCAAUGCUGAGCCGAGAUACUAGUUUUGUUUUGAUUCCGGUCCAGGCUAUCUCUAUGUGGUGAGGAAUCCACCAUCUCUAACAAACACAUCUAGCUUAAUCGAGCAAUCGCUCGUGUCGGAUUUUGCAGAAGUACGGAUUUUACAGGAUUCAAAACGGCGCCAUUGCACAUCGCAAGGAUGACAUUCAAGCUUCUCUUACUUGGAGUCAUACUCGCUGCAAAUACAGAUCCUGCCUGGGGCGAUAAGAAGAAGGUGGCUGUAAUUAUCGCUCCUCCGUUUAUAUACGAGAGGGAUGGAGGAGGUGACAACGUGACGUAUGAAGGGUUAAUCCCCGACGUUCUGAAGGAUGUCACACGCCGGACAGGCAUAGAGUUCACCAUUACCCCCUUGGGCAAGGGCAAGUUUGGGGAAGCCGCUAACGAAACAUGGGCGAAAAUGACAGACGUCGUCACCAACCAGGAGGCUUACGUCGGCGCCGGUCCCAUUCCUAAGACCCGAUCCCAUCCUCGAGGGAUGCACUUCGCAUCGACGCUGGUAGAGCAUAAGGGCUGGGCAAUCUUGAUCAGGAAACCAAAGUUUCCUGCCAAGAAUUACCUCAGAGAGGCCCUGUCACUGUUCAGACCAUUUGAUCCCUCCGUCUGGCUCGCCCUGCUAGCUGUUUUCAUCAUUGUAGCACUUCUACUGACCUUGAACAACCUAAUUAACCCCAACGAAUACAGAUACCUGUACAAGAGGGACAAGCUUCAGAAGAAAGAUGCGAGCCACUUUGGACCGUUUGGGAGCUUCCUCUUUGCCUUCAGCACGCUGACUUGGCAAGGAUACGAAAAAGCACCUCGGUCAAACAGUGCCCGUGUUCUGGUCAUGUUCUGGGUGGCUUUCGUGGGAGUAACACUGGUGGCUUAUGUUGCUAACUUAUCCGCAUAUCUGAUGACCGUCGCCAACAAGCCAGCAUCCCGCUUAACCCCGCCUGUCCAAGGUGUUCACGAUCUGAUUGCCAGCAACAUCAAAUUCGGGACGAUCGGUGGCUGGCCAACUCUAAAGGCCCUGGCGUCCUCCGGUAACAACUCCGUGUCUGAGCUGGCCCAAGCCCUGGAGAGCAGAGGCCAGCACGUGAGCACUGUCCAGGAGGGCAUCAACAAGGUGACCAAUGAAAACUACGCCCUAGUCAUCGAUAGUGUCAUUGCGGACAACGUCGUCAACAGUCACUGCAACAUCAUGUCCGUCGCAACUAUUCCGUCUGAUAUUAAGUGGUAUGCUUUUGCCACAAAACAUCAACAUCACCAGGACUUUGAAACAGCCGUCGCUGAAGCUAAAGAGGACGGCACCAUGCGCAGAAUAGGCAAGAAAUGGCUACAAGAGGAGACGUAUUGCAAACCCGAGCCCAAAACCGAUGUCAUUGGGGGCGUCUACUUCGCUCCCAUCAACAUAUAUCAGUUUGUAGGUCCACUGUGCAUCGUAGGUGCUGGCAUUGUCCUUUGCAUCGUUGUUACCCUCGUUGAAAUCUUCAUAUAUAUGUUAGAAACACGGUGUUUCCGUAAGAGAGAUGAAGUAAGCAUGCAAGCGUUGAGAGACGAGACUCACUCUGAUAACAUUGACGGUCUUCACUAUGGACCAGCCGAGCAGACCGAACCAGCCCCUGCCCCACGUCAGCCCGAGCACUGGGUGUGCUCCUCUGUUCGUCAAGCACCACUCGCCGGAGGGCGAAACAACGCGUCAAAGGACGAGAUGAGGCGUCUCCAUGACAACCUGCAGGAUAUUCCUGACAUCGAUGACAUCUAAUCAAUGCUCAGAAUUUAUCAUUAAAGUUCUUAAAGCUAUCACCGGUCUCCCAACGUACCUGUGCUGAGGAGAGGGACGUCUUAGACUCGUGAACGGAGCAGAAAGCCAAGUUUUUAAAUCUGAAAACGAAUCUACCAUCUGAUGUUUGGGUUAAGGAGAAAAUUGUUUUGCAAAACCUCAAACGGCCUCGUGUAAGACUUUGUCCACCAUUACCCUGUAUUAUCACAUCACGUGCGAACACCUUCAACUGUCAUUUAUUGACACUCUAGGGAAGUGGUAACAAAGCCAUACUCUGUAGGAUAAGGGUCCAAAAAGCAUAAUACUACAUUAACAACUCUGUUGCCCAAAAUGCGUGCUGUGUAAUGAACAAGUCAUUUGAGGUUUUGUUGAAAUAGUAUAAUAUGAUGGCUCUCAGGAAAACAACAGAGCGAAAAGAAUCCGCCAUAAUGAGUCCGACGACAAGUCCGAACAUAACUGAUCAAAGGAAUGCCCCAAUCACAACAGAGUGUAUGUCAUCCUAUAAACUUUGCCAUAUAUUGCAUUUGAGAUUUGAAGAAAUACUUCAUGUUUUGGUGGAUGUGUUGAACAAACAAGAAGACCUUUCAUUAGAGGCGCACUUAGUUUUUAAUGGCUGCGCUGGAGCUUUAACACACACUAUACCUGUACGUUGUAUGAAUGUAGUACUUGUAUUCUGUCAUAUCGCGUACAAAACUCUAUGUUUGUCGAAAGUAUUCUGGCUCAGAUUCAGUUACUUUUCGCAAAUGGAGACCCAUUUUCUGGAUAUAAUAUAGGUGUUAUCUAAUUUUUCAGACUUCAUUGUCACGAAAGUGUUUGGUAACUGCUUGGCAUAGUUUAAACUUCAGUCAUGACAAACACAUAUUUCAUGUGUCGAUCGCUACUGCUGCACAUUUUCCCAGACUUACAACCCUCAAUUUGGCAAGAUAGCCGUAUUUAAAGAUUUGACCAAAGGAUAAUUGUUGGUUUAUAAUUCAUCCCACUGAAUAGAUGCCAUGAUAGUCUUUUGGAUUUGAACUGUUCUGAUCAAAAUACACAGUAAUAGCCCUCUGGAUUCCAUUUAUGUCGAACAUAGAUUUGUGACAAGGGCAAGAAAAAAACUAAUGGAAUGUUGCUGGAAUAGGCGUUUCAAAUCCAAUUAUCCGAAACAUAGAUUUGUCGCUAUCUUUAACAUAAGACCCAGUAAACACCAUGGAAACACUGCUGCAGUAGGCCCGUGGAUUCAAAAGUUUUCGGAACAUAAUUUCCCGGCAAGCCAUGUGAAAAAAAAGGAAAUGUUGCCAUACUAGGCCUUUAGAUUAGAAUUUUCCGGAACGUAUGUUUGCAACAAAGAGAAAGUUAAAAUCUGGCAAAUGCUGCCGUAAAAUCUUUUGGAUUCGAAAUGUCCGGAACAUACUUUUGAGACACAGGCCAAGUUAAAAUCACAGAAUGUUGCAGUAAUACGCCUUUCGAUUCAAAUUGUCCGGAACAUUGAUUUACAUCAAGGAAAAGGCAAAAUCAAGGCAUUGAUGGCAUAUUAACUCUUCACAUUUGAGUUAUCCGGAGCAUUAAAGUUAAAAAGGACCAAGUUAAAACCGAGGGAGACGCUGUGAAAAACGAAUAUUUUUUUAAUUUAUCAGUUUUAAUGCCGGGUAAAUUUUUACCCAUAGUAAAUGUCACACAAUGUAUCCUCCAGUUAAGACGGAACAUACGUUGCUAAACAGAUCUCGUAUAUACUCACUUAAGCUUUACGCGGGUAACACACAUGACCUAUUUAUUAAAUUAUUAAACUCAACUGUUAUCAAUAUUGCGUUUCUCAUUUUUGAAAUCGCAUUCGUUAUAUAUAUAUAUCUAUAAAAACAUGUACAUAUGUUGGUGGACAUCUUUUCGCGCAUUGUUGUUUGUAGCCUGUAGCAAUCAUGAUGUUGUGGAUGUACUGAAUAAAACAGAAGACUGUCUAGUGAUGCUAAGUGUGGAGUUUGUGUGCUUGAUAGGUGGCGGCUUCAUAUUAAUGCAUACUACCUCUUAUGUCAUGUAACGCUUAUAGCGUCCGUAAAGAAAGCUAUUAGCGCUUUAUUUUGGUACACUAGUGAUGAAAACAUUUUGCUAAAUUUGAUGUAUAUCUUCGAUUUUGGACAAUAUGUGUAAUAUUGUGUGUAAUACUGGGCAUUAAAGGUCCACAUUUUAGGCAUUCCCCCAGAAGAAUGUCAUCCUUUAUUUUAUUCUUGGAAAAAGGUAAGAAAAGGUGCAAAAAACAACAAAAAAGCAACAACAAAACAUUGCGAUACCAUUUUGUUCAUUAGCACAUAGCUUGGUUACAUUAGGAGUAUAACAAAACAGUAUGUUUAUCUUCAUCUUGCUCAUUUUGUGGUAAUAUUUCAUUAAUUUUAAGAAACUGCUAAUAUUUGAAGAUUUGUUGGCUGAACAGUUAUAAAAUACAUUUAAUAGUAAAGGUUAAAACACCUUCACUUUCUUUGAAUGUGUUAAAUAAAUAGCAGUAGUGAAUUUGUAACUUGCAUGUUUUGCGCGCUAUUUUUUUUUUACAUAUUUAAUCGCAUAUAACUGUGCCAAGAAGAACUGCUAUGCUGUUGAUGUUGUCUAGUCGUUGUUAGUAAUACGCGUAGGCAAUGUCAAAUAGAUUCAAACGCUUUUAUAACUGAGAUUAAGACAUUAGCUACUAUAUAUUCCCCUUGUUAGUAUGUUUACCUGUCUUAAGCAAUCUCCUGUGUUCUCUUCCGGCUCCAAUAUAUGUACUUAGCUAUUCAGCUUGUGAGUUAGCAUUAAUAGCUAUAUAAACUUACUACCUGUGACACACGAUGUUGUACCCUUCCUAAUGUUAACUGUAUGGGGUGAUUCGAAAACGGAUUUUUAUGUAAACGCACAAAGCAGUGCGGUAAAGACAACAAAAAGUGCCAAUGCCUAAUCCAUCGAACCCCGUAAGACCUGAAUUUAUUCACGGAUAAUGAGUCAGAUUUUAAGAAUAUCACGAAGGACAUGUGUACUUUGCCAUCGUGCAAAAAGGAUCAUGUGGUUCAUAUCUUGCUCAUAUCACUGUGGGUGUUGGUGUGGACAUAGGUUUUCUAAUGUUAAGUUGAACAGUAACUCUACAUUCCGUACCCUAGCACCUUCUCCCAAUAGUGACCCCAUCGACUGUUGUCCACUCUAUUGUUUUGUAAACUCUGUGCCUCUCUGUAACUCCCUUUGAAGUCCGGUCUUCUAAAGGCAGCGCGUGUGUUUAACCUUAACGUAUGUACAAAGCAGACGUGGUGUUUAUUCCGUGUUGAUAUUACGGUGAGUGUACCUCUAGUCAUUGAUCACAUCUCAGAACAACUUUAACUUAGAAUCAGAUGAAGGUUAGUGGGACGUUGUGCAAUAUCUAAUUCUACUUGUCGUUACCCGUUGUCUGUUUACUAUUUUGUUAUACAAAUAAAACUAUUCG
Messenger RNA from Liolophura sinensis, 5375 nucleotides. Its product is annotated as probable glutamate receptor. Gene Ontology annotation, biological process: monoatomic ion transport. The record is from RefSeq and is a predicted model, not a curated record. Gene Ontology annotation, cellular component: membrane. NCBI's taxonomy places the organism in Eukaryota, Metazoa, Mollusca, Polyplacophora, Chitonida, Chitonidae. Bases 341 to 1942 code for a protein of 533 amino acids. Gene Ontology annotation, molecular function: ligand-gated monoatomic ion channel activity; signaling receptor activity. The transcript is spliced from 8 exons.